UAUCAUAGCAACGGGAAAACGGUAAACAAAAGCCGGAAAAUUGUAGAUCACAGAAUGAGGGCUUCUUCGAUAUAGAAAAAAGGUUGUAUUUGGGGAAAUGUCUUUCGAGAAGAUACUCUACAAAUACGAGGAUCCGCACGGCAUCGGCGACGUCUACUUCAUCUGGCAAAAGGCUUUGCUUGCGACUACUGGUACAGAUGGGUCUGUGGCGCUGUACAAUCGCCAGGGACAACUGGUACAGCGCAUAAUCCUCGCAGGGCUCUGUUCAGGAUUUGCAUGGGACAAUGAGGGGGAUCUGCUGGGAAUCAUCACCAGCGGCUCCCCGAACAUUACUCUCUGGGACUAUGGAACGCAGGAGAAGAUCAGCGUUGAAACUGGACUGCGCGAUCCCCUCACGUGCAUUUUGUGGUCAAAACAGCACCAGCUGUUGGCCGUCGGCACGGGGCGAGGAAACUUGGCGAUUUACAACCACCGCAGUGGAAAGCGUCCGACCCCAGUGCUGGGCAAGCACAGUAAGCGAAUAACCUGCGGCGCCUGGUCGGCACAGAAUCUGCUCGCGCUUGGCUCGGAGGACAAAAGCUUUUCGUUAAGCAACGAAGAUGGGGACACCGUGCGUGUGGUCCAGCUGCGGGAUGCACCCACCGAUAUGUAUUUCGCUGAAAUGGCGAAUGAUGAUCGGAUUGCUGGGGACAAUGCAAUCAGCAUGAUCAUUGGAAAGCGAACCUUGUUUCUCUACUACUUACCAGAUCCGGAAAAUCCCACAGAGCUGGGCUUUCAGAGUCGCUACGGCUCACUGCUGCAGCACAAAUGGUUCGGGGACGGCUAUAUAUUGCUGGGAUUCUCCAACGGCCAUGUGGUGGCCAUUUCCACCCACCCCAAGGACGUGGGACAGGAGCUUUGGCAGGUGAAGAAUCAUAAGGACACGCUGACGGGCUUGGCGUAUUGCCCGACAUUGGAUAUCGUGGCUUCUUGUGGAGAUGACAGCAGCAUAAAGAUACACUCGAUUACAAAUCUGCAAGAAACCGAGCGCAUCAUCACUGUGCCAGAUCAUGCUGGCGUCCAAAUGAUCGACUGGUCACCGGAUGGUCAACUGCUGGCAGUAACAACUAAUAGUGGCACCGUCUAUAUCUAUGUAACCAAACUCCCUCAAAUAUUUGCCGUCUCCGCCCCGCGGAUCGUUAUGCUCAGCAGCCUGGCAGAGGUUUCCAUUUAUGUGUAUGCGCCGGACAAGUCCAAGCCACUGCCCUUUCGGUUGCCCCUGGAGGGAGAGCCUACUUUUAUAGCUGUUGGCCCCUAUAACUUCGCUGCUGGGAUCGACAAGCAUGUUUGGUUCUACUCUCUGGGAAUGUCAUUGGGGGAAGAGCCUCGUCCGAUGAGCGAGCGAGACUUCCCGCGUAAUGUGUCAAGUAUGAAGAUGAAUGCUGAGUACUGUGCAGCCCUCUGUCCACCUCAGUUGAUCCUGCAGGCUAUCACUGCAGACAAUCCAAAUUGCAAGGACAAGCUUCAGGCGACUUUUCCCAGCGCCCUGCCGAACAUGCCCAACGAUGCAGUGAUCACAUGUUUUGCCUUGAGUCAGGAACUGUUGGUAUUUGCAACCGAUAUAGGACAUCUAGUAUUCUACUCGCUGGAAAAAUGGGACAGUUGUACCAUCUACCGGCAUAGCAUGGGUAUUCGCCAGCUGUUUAUGGACAUUGAAGGAACUAAGAUCGUUUUUAUUGACGACCAUGCUCAAGGAUAUCUUUUCCUACCCGCACUGGAGGAGGCCUUGCUCAUACCGGAGAUUCCAAAGCAGUGCCUCGGCUGCCUUUGGGAUCUCACGCAGCCGAACAUUUUCAUUAGCUACGAUGCCAGAAUUGUGAACACCCACGUAUUUGUACGCCAUUCCGUGCAGGGCACUCACACCCACAAAGUGGGCGAGUCCAAGCUGAAUCCUGGGCAAUGGCCGCUGCUACUAUGCGGCGGCGAAAUGGCUCUCCACGUGGACGGCGGACAGUACGCUACGCAAUCCCUCAGCACCCAUGUGGUGAAUCCUAGCAAUAGCCAGGCGGCGAACCUCCAACUGCUUCUACGCCUCAGGAAUUAUGACGAGGCGUACAAGCUUUGCGAUCAGAUGAACUUGAGCAGCGCAUGGCGAGAGUUUGGCGAACAGGCCACUGCUGAUCUAGAGCCAGAUAUUGCGAUUCGGGCCUAUCGACGAUUGGGCGACGCAGCUCUGGUAAAUGCGUUGAGUGAGCUCCGAUAUGUGGAGGAUCUGGACAUGCUGAUCGGCUGCUGCUGCACGAUUUUGGCUCAGUACGAGCAGGCAAAGGAACAUAUGCUCAAGGGCGUAUAUACAAGAGCGGCUCUGGAACUGUGUAGAGACCUCCUCCAAUGGGAUCAGGCUCUUCUUCUGGCGCACAAGCACGACCCGCAAGAGGUGCCCUACAUAGCGAGGGAAUACGCGCAGCAGCUGGAAUUCACUGGUAACUAUGCGGAUGCCUUGUAUCAUUACGAGAAGGGUUACAAGGAGGAUUUAAUUAACGACAAGGAUGCCGAUCAGUCGGCUACGCUGGAAAGUACACCUGAGUUCGAGGAGCAUGUACGUCUCUGCAAGAUGGGCAUUGCUCGAACUUCAAUACGUGCCGGUGAUUUUAGACGAGGCAUUCAAUAUGCCGUGGAGCUCCUGGACAAGCAGCUCCUCUUCGACUGUGCGGAGUUAUUGGCUACUGUCGGACAUCUGACAGAGGCUGCGGGACUCUAUGAGCGUGGAGGGUUUUACGAUGAGGCCUGCGGCCACUACAUUGCUCUGAAGAUGUGGCAUAAGGCCAACAAUGUACUUUCCAAGGUGAAGAGCAGUAAAUUGCAUGCAGCCUAUGCCAGGGCCAAGGAGAGUGACGGCCAUUUCGAAGAAGCCAUACGGUGUUAUCGCAUUGCCGGAGAUUUGGAUGCUUGCGUUAGGAUUUACCUUGAUCAUUUGUGUGAUCCGCAUGCAGCCUCGGAAAUUGUCUUAGAGUCACGAUCGAUGGACGCGGCCAAACUGCUGGCCAAGUUUUAUCAGAAGAUUGGAGAUAUUGAACAGGCUCUUCAGUUUCUCGUUAUCUGUGGCUGUGUGGAGGAAGCAUUUGCUCUGGCCCAGCGGCACAACAAGCUGCGCCGACAUGGCGAACUCCUGGAACGCUAUGAAAACGCGAAAUCCUCCGACUAUCUGGCCUUGGCUCACUACUUUGAAAGUGAGAAAUAUACAUUGCAGGCUGGAAAGUAUUACUUUUUGGCACGUGAGUUUACCAAGGCCUUGAGGUUUCUGCUAAAAGCCUCUGCGUUCAACAAUGAGGAACAGCUGGCACUCUCCCUGGCAAUUGACUGCGUGGCUACAUCGAACAACGAGCAGCUUGCCUCGCAACUCAUCGAGUUUCUCUUGGGUGAGGUGGACGGGGUUCCCAAAGAUCCACGCUACCUCUUCCGCUUGUAUAUGGCUCGAAAGCACUAUAAGGAUGCGGCCAAGACAGCCGUGAUAAUUGCCAAUCAGGAGCAGAUCGCAGGAAACUACAAAUCCGCCAGGGACCUCCUUUAUUCAAUGUAUCAGGAACUGCGACGCAACAACCUAUCUGUAUCGGCCGAAAUGCGGCACAACUUGAUCCUGCUGCACCGUUACACGCUGGUCCGCAUACAUGUAAAGCUGGGUAAUCAUCUCCUGGCCGCCAAGCUGCUGGUGCAAGUGGCUGCUUGCAUAUCCCAGUUCCCAGAGCAUAUUAUACCCAUUCUCACCUCCACGGUAAUUGAGUGUCAGCGGGCGGGUCUCAAGAAGUCUGCGUUCACCUAUGCCUCCACGUUGAUGCGUCCGGACUAUCGCAAUCAACUGGAUACUCGUUAUGCAAAGAAAAUUGAAUCUGUGGUCCGCAAGGCUCCAAAGGGCAUUAAGCAGUUGCGUGAUGAGAUAGACGAUGAGACCAUGGAGUGUCCCAUAUGCGACUCCAACUUGGCCAAUAUGGAAGUAACGUGCUACAGCUGCAAGACCACGCUACCCAUCUGCAUAGCUACGGGUCAGCACAUCAUCAAAACGCUCAUGACCUCCUGCCCACAAUGCGAUUUUCUCUGCUUCCGUGCCGAGAUGGAAAAAAUACUCUCUGAGAAUGGCGAAUGCCCCAUGUGCGGGGAGCAAGUGGCUCCAGAGCAACUGCUGGAUGUGGAGGACAUACGUCCAUACAUCCUGGCGGCAUCUUAAGAUGGAAUGAAUACAGGACUUGAAUAAACGAAUAGACUGCACAGCACCACAGAACACCAAAUAAUAGAUUUAAGUUGCAAGCACAAAUCACACUUUAUAAAUCACAAGACGAAACGUGUAUAAAUAAAUAAGCAGACG
This is a messenger RNA of Drosophila obscura, 4339 nucleotides long. It is a transcript of the gene Oseg6, whose product is annotated as WD repeat-containing protein 19. Lineage: Eukaryota; Metazoa; Arthropoda; Insecta; Diptera; Drosophilidae. The record is from RefSeq and is a predicted model, not a curated record. The transcript has 9 exons. Gene Ontology annotation, cellular component: intraciliary transport particle A; cilium. The coding region runs from base 98 to 4201 and encodes 1367 amino acids. Gene Ontology annotation, biological process: intraciliary retrograde transport; cilium assembly. Gene Ontology annotation, molecular function: protein binding.